Eruca vesicaria subsp. sativa (arugula) is the source of this 1887-nucleotide messenger RNA. The record is from the annotation of a GenBank genome assembly. NCBI's taxonomy places the organism in Eukaryota, Viridiplantae, Streptophyta, Magnoliopsida, Brassicales, Brassicaceae.
AUGAAAGGAGGAGGAGGAGGAGGGAAACGACGGUGGAGAUUUCUGGUGAUUGGAGUGUUGGUUCUUAUCAUAUUAUCUACGCUUGUUCCUCUCGCGUUUUUGCUCGGCCUUCACAACGGCUUUCACUCUCCUGGAUUCGUCACUGUUCAACCGGCUUCUCCUUUUGAUAGCUUUAGCAGAAUCAAUGCUACCAGAAAUUCACAGAGAGAUCUAUCUGUCAGAGUCCAUGAGGUUCUCCAUAGAUUCACUCCUGUGAUUCCAAAGAAAAGCGACAUAAACAUGGUUGCCAGAGAUACGAAUAGGACAAGCACUAGUCAUUCUAAAAAAAGAGGAGUACCAGUGUCCCCAGCUAUUGUUGCCAAAUCAAGCCCUGCAAAUAAAACAAAAACCGAAGCCUCGUACAAAGGUGUUCAGGUGAACAAAGUAAAUGCCUCGUACAAAGGUGUUCAGGGGGCGAUAGUAAGUGCUGAUGAAACGCAGAGAACUUGUCAACUGAAAUAUGGAAGCUACUGCCUCUGGAGAGAGGAAAAUAAGGAACCCUUGAAAGAUGCUAAGGUGAAGCACAUGAAGGACCUCCUGUUUGUGGCUCGGGCAUACUAUCCAAGUAUUGCUAAAAUGCCUUCCCAAAGCAAGUUGACUCGGGAUAUGAAACAGAAUAUCCAAGAGUUUGAGCGUAUUCUUAGUGAAGGUUCAGCAGAUGCUGACCUCCCAACACAGGUUGAUAAAAAGUUUCAGAAGAUGGAAGCUGUAAUUUCAAAGGCAAAGUCUUUUCCAGUUGACUGUAACAAUGUUGACAAGAAAUUGAGACAGAUCCUGGAUUUGACUGAGGAUGAAGCUAGUUUUCACAUGAAACAAAGUGUGUUCCUCUACCAGCUUGCAGUACAGACAAUGCCUAAGAGUCUUCACUGCUUGUCAAUGAGACUAACUGUAGAGUAUUUCAAGUCAUCUACAGUUGAAGUCGAGGAUACUGAGAAAUUUUCAGAUCCCUCAUUGCUUCACUUUGUUAUUAUCUCCGACAAUAUACUUGCAUCUUCCGUUGUGAUCAACUCAACGGCUUUACACGCAAGGGAAAGUAAAAACUUUGUUUUCCAUGUACUAACAGACGAGCAGAAUUACUUUGCGAUGAAACAAUGGUUUAUUAGGAAUCCCUGCAAACAAGCAGCUAUUCAAGUGUUGAACAUUGAAAAACUCGAGCUGGACAAUUCUGCUAUGAAGAAGCUGUCUUUGCCUGCGGAGUUCCGUGUCUCCUUCACCAGUGGUGACAAUUUGGCGUCACAAGGGAAUAGAACAUACUACUUAUCACUUUUCUCUCAAUCUCACUAUCUCCUUCCAAAGAUAUUUCGCAAGUUGAAAAAGGUUGUGGUUCUGGAUCAUGACGUUGUAGUCCAGCGAGACUUAUCUCCUCUUUGGGAGCUUGAUAUGAAAGGAAAAGUGAAUGGCGCAGUGAAGACGUGCUCUGUGAGAUUAGGCCAGCUAAAGAGUCUCAAGAAAGGAAGUUUGGUUGAUGCUAAUACUUGUCUCUGGAUGUCUGGAUUGAAUGUCAUUGAUCUUACUAAAUGGAGGGAAUUAGGAGUUUCAGAAACCUACCUGAAAUUUUACAAACAGCAGAUGAGUGGUGGAGGUGAGUCAAGAGAAGCAAUCGCAUUGCAAGCAACUCUUCUUACGUUCCAAGACAAAGUUUAUGCCCUUGACGACAAAUGGGCUGUAUCAGGGCUUGGUUAUGACUACUACAUCAACACCCAAGCGAUAAAAAACGCAGCAACAUUGCACUACAAUGGGAACAUGAAGCCGUGGCUAGAACUGGGAAUCCCACAGUACAAAAACUAUUGGAGAAAGCAUCUGAAUCGGGAAGAUAGAUUCUUGAGUGACUGUAACGUGAAUCCCUGA